Messenger RNA from Encephalitozoon hellem ATCC 50504, 828 nucleotides. RefSeq lists its product as uncharacterized. NCBI's taxonomy places the organism in Eukaryota, Fungi, Microsporidia, Unikaryonidae. Gene Ontology annotation, cellular component: cytoplasm. Gene Ontology annotation, biological process: protein modification by small protein conjugation. The transcript has 2 exons. The record is from RefSeq and is a predicted model, not a curated record. The coding region runs from base 1 to 828 and encodes 275 amino acids. Gene Ontology annotation, molecular function: ubiquitin-like modifier activating enzyme activity.
AUGAAGAUGAUUCUAGUCGGAUGUGGCGGAACGGGUGUGGAGCUGCUAAAGAUUUCAAGGGGCAUUGCCAGCGAGGUUCUCGUGAUAGAUCAUGACAGAGUCAACCUGACGAAUCUCCACAGGCUCUUCAUGUUUACUAGUGGAGACAGGGGAGAGUACAAGUCGCAGAAAGCAUCUGAGUUUGUGUCUAAGAUGUAUGGGAUUAAGGCAAGCUUCCUAACGCAAAGAAUAGAAGAAGUGUCCGUAGAUGUUCUCGAUCGGUAUGACGUGAUUUUUGGGGCUCUUGACAACAUCGAGGGAAGAAUGAAUCUGAACCUGAUGUUCAGAAGAUCCAAGUGUAGGCUCCUGAUAGAUUGCGGAAUAAGUGGCUACAAAGCACACGCGAAGGCUGUUUACAGGGGGUCUUCGUGCCUGUACUGUAUUCGAGAGCUUUAUAGAGAGGACGGGGUAGGAAUCUGCUCUCUGAGCUCUUUGCCCGAGAAGAUAACAUCAGAGAACAGAGAAAAAGUACUUCGGUCUUUGGUGGAGCUUAGGAGGGACUUUCCUGGAAAUAGGAAGGAGAAAAUUGAGCAGAUAGUCAACGAGUUCAAUGCUUUGGCCGAGGAGAAAUUGAGGACAGAUGCGUUCGAUGUCUCUGGGAUGUACGAUGGAAUAAUGCCAAAUGUAUGCUUUAUUAAUUCCAUAUGCGCAAGCUUGGCCUAUAAGUUGCUAGACGGCCCAAACCUACCCUACGACUUCAUAUUCUACACCGGAGAGGAGAAUAUUGCCCUUGAAAAGCUAUGUCUUGGGAGGGAUGAGGAAUGCAUUGUAUGCUGUACGGAUACCUAG